CUCCACCGCCCACUUCCGGUACCUUCGCAGAGCCUGCGACCACACCACCGCCUGGCCCGGAGGACCCCGCCCUCCGCCAGCCGCCGCAGUCGUCCACCAUGGUGGUACUCCGAGGUCCCCGCCGCAACCGCCGCCGCCACUGCCCACGCCGAUGUCCCUACCCGCUCCGGGCCCCUGGCGAAUCCACCGCUUUUCCCCUCCUCCCCGCGCCCGCGCUGCCUGCCCUGGGCCCGCUGUUGCAGGUGCGACGUUACCACCACCCCUGCUGUGAGGCCGCCAUCAACACCCACAACAGCCUGGAGCUCCACGCAUCCUAUGUGUACCUGUCCAUGGUUUUCUACUUCGACCAGGACGACGAGGCCCUGGAGCACUUUGACCGCUACUUCCUGCGCCAGUUGCAGGAGAAAAGGGAGCAUGCCCAAGAGCUGAUGAGGCUGCAGAACCUGCGCGGUGGCCGCAUCUACCUUUAUGACAUCAGGAAGCCAGAAUGCCGAGGCUGGGAGAGCGGGCUCAAGGCCAUGGAGUGCGCCUUCCACCUGGAGAAGAGCAUCAACCAGAGCCUCCUGGGGCUGCACCAGCUGGCCAAGGAGAACGGUGACCCCCAGCUCUGCGACUUCCUGGAGAACCACUUCCUGAACCAGCAGGCCAAGACCAUCAAGGAGCUGGGUGGCUACCUGAGCAACCUGCGCGAGAUGGGGGCCCCGGAAGCAGGCCUGGCAGAGUACCUCGUUGACAAGCUCACCCUGGGCGGCAGCCAGAAACACACCUGAGCCCAGACAGGCCCCGCAGCCACGGGGUGCCUUCCCCUGCUCGCGCCACCAGGCGGGGCGUCCAUGUUGCCUUUUCAGAACAUUCUCUUCAUUUUUCUCCUCUCAGUUUGACCGUUGUUAGCAAUAAAGUUACCUGUUCUCAAAGCAAUAAAGGUGUCCAGCUGAUGUGUGUCUGCAGCACUCUCACCUUUUAGGAAUCAGGGC
Molecule: messenger RNA, 974 nt
Organism: Nomascus leucogenys (northern white-cheeked gibbon)
Lineage: Eukaryota; Metazoa; Chordata; Mammalia; Primates; Hylobatidae
Product: ferritin heavy polypeptide-like 17
Biological process (GO): iron ion transport; intracellular iron ion homeostasis
Cellular component (GO): cytoplasm
Molecular function (GO): ferrous iron binding; ferric iron binding
Source: RefSeq, a predicted model, not a curated record